Westerdykella ornata is the source of this 2157-nucleotide messenger RNA. RefSeq lists its product as uncharacterized. The transcript has 3 exons. NCBI's taxonomy places the organism in Eukaryota, Fungi, Ascomycota, Dothideomycetes, Pleosporales, Sporormiaceae. The record is from RefSeq and is a predicted model, not a curated record. The coding region runs from base 1 to 2157 and encodes 718 amino acids.
AUGUCGUUCGGAGUGAGCCCUUCCGAUGUUAUCAAGCUCGUCGAGUUCUCCACCCGCGUCUAUGUCGCAUUCAAAGAUGCGAACGAGAACUCGGAGGAGCAAGUCGAGGGCCUCGUCCGAGAGUUCGCCAAUUUCCAUCACUGCCUCGUACAGCUCAAAGACUUGAUGAAGGAAUAUGGCAAGCCGUUGCCAUUCCCCUACGUCGACUUCCAGGAUACUCUGGAGAAAUGCAGCAAAACGCUGGAACCUUACGCGAACCACUUGGUGGACAACAAGAAAAUGACAUAUAAGAAAUUCAUAUAUAUCAUCAAGUACAUUGGAAAAGAGAAAGAGAUCGAUGGACUCCGAAAGCAGAUCACAGGCCACUAUCAGGCUCUGCAGAUGUGCAUAAGCUUUCUUCAACUCCGACUCCACCUAGAAGCCACAAAACAAACACAGCGUCUGCUCGACUCUGCACCCUUUCGCUCCAUGAGCGUUGGCGGCUUCAUGUACUCCAGCAACGCUCUUGCAAGUAGUUCCCGAGCCACGCCCAAUGCCCUACCUCCUCCAUCCGAAGCCGACCAGCUCUACAAGGAUUGGCUCAUCUUCAACCGCUGGCUAAAGAACGAGGAUGAGAGGAUUGCACAGGAAGCCGGAUCACUCACGCGACCGUUAUCGCUCGGCAGCGCCCCGCCUGCGGCGCCCAGCGGAGAUGUCGAGACGGCGGCGGUCCUAUACCACCUCCGAAGAGAGCUGGAGGAUGCUAUCAUGAUCGAAGAAAACAGAGCCAAGAGGACAGCAGUGGAGAAGAAGAACAACCUUUCGCCUAGCGACGCCAUUCGACAGGAAAUUAGAGAUAUGCCAUCCAUCCCCCACCGAACGUAUACACUAGAUACCGACUUUUCUGGCUUCAGCAACCCCCCUACAGCAGAAUCCAUUAUGACCGAUUCGACAGCAACGAUACGGCCGAGCCCUACCGCCAGCCCGAUGACAUCGUCACCAACAGGCAGUCCGCAGAUCCAGCAGAGCUACUUUGGCGGUGCGGAUUGGGGAAAUCUCUCGCCAGCCCCACGACGCACGCCAUCUGUCUCUACUAGCCGCAGCAGCUUCUCCACAAGCGGCGAGUCGCGUCUAAGCGUGUCGGGCAAUAGCACCGUUGGCACCACUCCGGAAGACCACCCCCUCCGACCCACGGUCUCCGUCACCAGCCUUGCAACCAUAGCCCUCGGAGAAGGCGCUCUGGAUUGGCACCAGCUGUGCCGAAAAGUCGACGUCGAACGCACAUCGACCAAAGGCGUCGAAAACAGGACAUGUGACAUCCACUGGCGGUAUCGAGAAGACCACGGCCUGAGUCUCCGGUCCGUCUACCGGGAUGAGAGGAAAAAGGUGCAGGUCUGGAUCGUCCAGCAUUUUCCUGCAACGGGGCCGUCCAUACCUCUGACAACCAGCUAUCCGGAUGGCGGCAUAUCCAUCGACUUCCCGCGCAAGUCGUUUGGUCGUCUGGAGAAGCGAUACACAGACAUCAAGUAUACAUUCGCUGAUACAGAUUCGUCGACCAAAUUCCAAACCCUCCUCUACAGCAACAACGGCAUGGAUGAAGCGGAGCUUCUCUUUGACCGGCAGGUCCUCAGCAUCUCCUCGGACAAGAACAAACCGGAAUGCCGGAAUAAAAACGUGCGGUUAUGGAGGCGUAGCGAGCUGCACGAAGGACCGAACGGCAUGGCCGCCGUCGAUGUGCUGGUUCUCCUCUUCUACGCCAGUGCGCUGGCCGAGGAGCGUGCACAUUGGGUCGAGGAACCGCAUUACGUCUUCCAAUGGCUGGAUGAGUCGGUCUACAAGAAGUCGUCGGAUAAGCUCGAGCUCAUCUUCUCGAAAGAGCCCGGUAAAUGGACAAAGGACAAGGUCUUCAAGCGCCGGAAACCCUCCAAACAGACGGUUGACCCCGAGACUUCGUCGGUACUCACUUCGAUUCGGAGAAAUAGUACAGCAGGGACGGUGAAAUCGUCCAUGUCGGUAAAAAGCGGGAAGUCGUGCGUUUUUGGCGGGCCGAAUAAGAUCGGCAAUCUGAACCGAUUUGGGUACUCGCAUCUGGAGAUCAAGUUUCAAAACAAGCAGGAUAGGAAGGACUUUGUGGGCAUUUGGAAGGAGUACUUCAAGGACCUGGGUAACAUUGAAUGA